UCAUGAGAACUAGGUCGAAGGAAUAGUUCAUGUCUAACUUAUUGGACUAUUUUAUUACUAUAACGAGCCCUUUUUCAUAAAAUUACUGUCUAAUUAGUGCGCCUAAAAAUCGUACUGACGAUGACAUUUAUUUCUGAGACAUAGUUGGGUUUGAUAAAACUUAGGUGAAGAAUCAAUCGAAGGUAAAAAAAACAUUUAUGGCCGAAAACCAAGUGUCAUAAUGACGGAUAAACAUAGCCUGAAUUAUGAUGUGAGAGAGUUGAAGCUGGGAGCGACUUUUACUAAUAACAAGGCACCACAAUACCACACAAUCAAAUAUGACUUCAAACCGGCGUCAGUUGACGUUAACAAAAUGGCAACGGUGGAUGUUGGAACAAAUAAUCAAGUGACUGUCACUGUACCACAUCUGGAUGGCGCGGGAGUACCUCAGACCAUUUUCAAAGGCAACCAGAGGCCUUACACCAAGGACUGCGUGCUCAUAAUAGAUAGAGUUACCGGCGAGAUUACUCUGGAGAAGCUCUCUAGUAAUAUACAAGUGAAAAAGACUAGACAAGAAACGACUCAGAAGCCGCGGCCCCUGACGCCUGUGACGGCGGACUUCACCAACACGACGCAGCGCUCCACGUCGCGCACGCGCGUCACUACCAACAGACGCAGUAACACUAAUGCAGCGCCCGCGCCCGCCCCCGCGCCCCCGCCCGACAGGACGCAUCACAACACUACCGCCGCGUACCAACCUCCACCCACGCAUCACCAGGCCCAGCAACAAGAAGACAGUUCUUCGAGUUCAUCGAGUGAGAGUGGCAGUGAUUCUGAUAGCGGCAGUGAUAGUGACGACAAUGAUUCCAGCGCUCACCACUCUAUACCCAACGGUAACCCGCCCCCCAACCCUGCGUUACCGGCCGACGUGCUGAAUGAUGAUCUCUGCCUGUCCGAAUCCGGCAGCGACUCCGACUGACCUCACGACAAACGUUUAUUUCAUAGGGUUUGGGUGUUUUUAAUUUUAAACGUUACUCUACUCACCCUCGAACAGAUUUUUUCUCAAACUGGCAAGCAUAUAAUACUAAAACAUGGAGCAAUAAGUAAACUGAAUCUUAUCAUUUUAUAAUUGAGAGUUCUAUUUUGUGUGAAAGCAUGUUUCGUGAUGGAAUAUAGUCUACUUUGAGAGUAGACAGCAAUAAAUUGUUUGCAUGGACUGCAAGAAGUGGUUGGUAUUAAUAUUAUCUUGAAUUUGCUUCCGUUGUUAUUGUAAAGUAUAUACAAAUGAUAUUAUUUGAACUUAAAGAUUUUCGUGAGCAGAUGUACUAUAAUACUCGGCACGUAACAUUGCAAGAUUUUGUUCGCGCGGAUUUAAUUCGCGCGUUGUAAAUGUCUCUUUACUUCUUACUCUAACUUCUUUCCUGUUUGUUUAACUUUUUUCCUAGUAGAUCCAUAACCAUAACAUGAUCUGUCGUCAGAGGUAUUUGCGAACCGAUACGACCUUCAAACCUUUAAGAAAAGAGCGUAUUCCUUUUUAAAAGGCCGGCAACGCAUCAGUGACUACU
Spodoptera litura is the source of this 1544-nucleotide messenger RNA. RefSeq names its product ELL-associated factor. Gene Ontology annotation, biological process: transcription elongation by RNA polymerase II. Gene Ontology annotation, cellular component: super elongation complex. Lineage: Eukaryota; Metazoa; Arthropoda; Insecta; Lepidoptera; Noctuidae. The record is from RefSeq and is a predicted model, not a curated record. Gene Ontology annotation, molecular function: transcription elongation factor activity.